Molecule: messenger RNA, 4184 nt
Organism: Erythranthe guttata (spotted monkey flower)
Lineage: Eukaryota; Viridiplantae; Streptophyta; Magnoliopsida; Lamiales; Phrymaceae
Biological process (GO): peptidyl-threonine phosphorylation; peptidyl-serine phosphorylation
Molecular function (GO): ATP binding; protein serine/threonine kinase activity
Source: RefSeq, a predicted model, not a curated record
UUAUUUAAUUUUCUUUUAAUUGAUAGUAAGUUUUUUAGUUUACUCGCAAAAGUGAAGAAGUGUUUCAGAUUUCUUUAAGCUUUGGGCUAUGGAUUCAGCAGCACCGUGUUUGGCUUCUCAAAUAUCAUGCGCUUCGAUCUGUUUGCUUGAGUGGCGUUUCUAGUACUUGGAUUUUCGUAGUGCGUCGGUGUCUGUUAUAAAUGGCUGAUUCAAGUCAUGUGGAUGUUAUUUUGGAAUUCCUGAGAAGGAACAAAUUUACCAAAGCAGAGACUGCGUUGAAAAGUGAAUUGGGUAACAGACCCGACUUAAACGGGAUUCUUCAAAAGCUUACGAUUGACGAUAAGGAGUCUGGCAAUAGAUCAAGCGAAGAAGUGAAUGGGGGCUGUGUAGCGGAAGAAGAUAGAAAGAUAAAAAGUACUAGGCAUAGUCUUAAGGAUUCGUCGACCCCCAGUAGUGCCGAGGCGUCUAAGGAGCUAAUUGUGAAAGAAGUAGAGUGUGGAGCAGAACGAAAUGGGUCCGAUUUGACAAAGUGGGAGAGCUGUGCUAUUGUGGAACAGAGCAAGCUCAAUAGUGAAACUGUUGGAACGAGCGAUAAGAACUUCUCCUUUUCCAAGGGUUUAGAUGAUUCUGUACUUGAUCUUUAUUCAUGGAAAUAUGGGAACAAUGGUCCAGUUACUUCUUAUCAGAAUGAUGUUGGCAGUACUGUCGAAAACAAUUUCUUGGGAUUUCAGGUUCCCGUGAAAGCGGGGUUGCAUUCAGCUGAGAAUCUUGAUAGUGGUAAGGUUAAUCUGAAAUCGGGGCAGCAUGCUAGUUUUUCUGGUGAAAAGAGAAUGUCUUGGCCUGGUAGUCUUAGUAAUACUAGUACAGAAUCGAAGAUUGAGCAUAAAGAAGUCGAUCAAGAAAGAAUGCAAAGCAGUUCAUGGUCCAAGGAUGAGGUUCUUGAUAAGGCCUGGUCAAUAAGUGAUGUAUCUGCCAGUCCAUCUUCAGAGCUUUGGAAAGAGUGUCGAGUCAAAACUGUUUUCCCCUUCUCAGUCGGGGACACUUGUACCAGCUAUGAUAGUGCUGUUGCUGUUGUCGAUAAAAAGGAGGGGAAAAAGAAAGCAGAAACAAAUAACAUUAGAGCAGCAAUAAAGGAGCAAGUGGAUGAGGUGGGGAGAGCACUUUUCUUCGGGAAGACUCAGGGGAGCGAGCUGAAAGAUUUUGGUGCGUUAGAAUUUCGUCUUGCAUCGGAGAACCAGAAGGAAGAGUUACCAAGACUAGCGCCUGUGAGACUUAAGUCAGAAGACAAGUCUUUCAAUAUUCACUGGGAGGAGAAAUAUGAACGCGAUGGCCCUGGUCCGAAGAUCUUGAGUGUUGACAAUGCUUAUCUUAUAGGUUCAUUUCUGGAUGUACCUAUUGGCCAAGAAAUUAAUUCUUCAGGGAAAAAGCUAGGUGGAGGAAGUUGGCUCUCUGUAAGUCAGGGUAUUGCUGAAGAUACUUCUGAUCUGGUUUCUGGUUUUGCAACUAUAGGCGAUGGGUUGAGUGAAUCCAUUGGGUACCCAAAUGAAUACUGGGAUUCUGAUGAAUAUGAAGAUGAUGACGAUGUUGGCUACACGAGACAACCCAUUGAAGACGAGACCUGGUUUCUGGCUCAUGAAGUUGAUUACCCGAGUGACAAUGAAAAGGGGACAGGGCAUGGGAGUAGUGUUCCAGACCCUCAAGAAAGUGGACAGAACAAAAACGACGAAGAUGAUCAGUCAUUUGCGGAGGAGGAUUCUUACUUCUCUGGGGGGAGGUAUUUCGAGUCCAAAAACAUUGACGCUGUAAUAUCGUCAGACGGUCCUGUGGGGUUGUCCAAUACUGAAAUGUACAGGAGAAACGGAGACAAUGACCUGAUUGAUCAAUAUGACGGACAGUUGAUGGAUGAAGAGGAGCUGAACUUUAUGCGUGCAGAACCCGUUUGGCAGGGCUUCGUUACACAGACGAAUGAACUCAUUAUGCUCGGGGAUGGAAAGGUUAUGAGGGACCGUGGAAUACCUCACCCAGAUGAUAUCUGCAUGGAUGAUAAUCAACAAGGUUCGGUUAGAUCUAUUGGCGUUGGAAUUAACAGCGAUGCUGCUGAUAUUGGUAGUGAAGUGCCGGAAAGUUUGAUAGGAGGUAAUAGUGAAGGGGACAUCGAGUACUUUCAUGAUCAUGAUAUUAGAAAUUUACAGCAUGGCAUGGAUAAGAAUGCUACUGAACAAUUCAAGAAAGACAAAAAAAAUGAAAUAAAGAGACAUAAUUCUGAUAAGUAUAUAAUGAGUAACGAUAAGGGUGCAUAUUCAGCGGCAACGAAUCGCAUGGAUGGAGUAUUCUCAUUUCCUCCUCCGAGAGAUGGGCAGCUGGUGCAAACAAGCUCGGGUAAACCCUUGUGGUCAAAUCCAGUCAACACUACGUCGAGUGAUAAAGUUGAUGAUUGUGGUGUGUCUAAUCAAGACAUGCUUGCACCGUGGAGGCGCAAAAGCAAUGACUCUUCACCGGUUAAGAGUCCAAGGGGCGAAGACAAUGCUAAUGACGGGGAGUCGGCAAAUUCGAGUCCCUCGUCUCUUUCGAACUAUGGUUACAUUGAUAGGGAACGUGUAAAGAAAGAAGAGGAUGUAAGUACAACUGGUAUAAGAGAAGAGGAACCUGAGGUAUCAUUGGAGGACGAGGAAGCUGCUGCUGUGCAAGAGCAAGUGAAGCAAAUCAAAGCACAAGAGGAGGAAUUUGAAACCUUUGAUUUGAAGAUUGUCCACCGGAAAAACAGGACUGGCUUUGAGGAGGAUAAAAAUUUUCAUGUUGUUUUAAAUUCGGUAAUAGCCGGACGCUAUCAUGUUACUGAGUAUCUUGGAUCAGCCGCAUUCAGCAAAGCUAUUCAGGCACAUGACCUGCACACUGGCAUGGAUGUUUGUGUGAAGAUUAUAAAGAACAAUAAGGAUUUUUUCGAUCAGAGCCUCGACGAAAUAAAGCUGCUCAAGUAUGUGAACAAACAUGAUCCUGCUGACAAGUAUCAUCUGCUUCGGUUGUAUGAUUACUUCUAUUAUCGAGAGCAUUUAUUGAUCGUUUGUGAAUUGCUUAAAGCAAACCUGUACGAGUUCCAUAAAUUUAACAGAGAAUCUGGGGGAGAAGUCUACUUCACGAUGCCAAGACUUCAGUCAAUUACUAUUCAGUGCUUGGAAGCACUUCAAUUCUUACAUACGCUUGGCCUCAUACAUUGCGACUUGAAGCCAGAGAAUAUAUUGGUGAAAAGUUACAGUAGAUGUGAGGUGAAGGUUAUUGAUCUUGGAAGUAGUUGUUUCGAAACCGAUCAUCUUUGUUCGUAUGUUCAGUCUCGUUCGUACCGAGCACCAGAGGUUAUUUUGGGACUUCCGUACGGCAAAAAGAUUGAUAUUUGGUCCCUUGGUUGCAUUUUGGCUGAACUCUGCACAGGCAACGUGCUGUUUCAAAAUGAUUCUCCGGCAACUUUGCUUGCUCGAGUAAUUGGAAUCAUAGGCUCUAUUGAGCAAGAGAUGCUUGCGAAGGGACGAGAUACAUACAAAUACUUCACCAAAAAUCACAUGCUCUAUGAAAGGAAUCAGGAUACUAACAGAUUGGAAUAUUUGAUACCGAAAAAGUCAUCCUUACGACAUCGGUUGCCAAUGGGAGACCAAGGUUUCAUUGACUUUGUCAGUCAUCUUCUCGAAGUCAACCCUUCAAAAAGGCCUUCUGCAUCAGAGGCUCUAAAACACCCUUGGCUACAAUACCCUUACGAACCGAUCUCUUCCUAAAAAAAAAGAAAAAAAAAUGGAUUUUGCUCAUUGGUCGGAUGCACCGUUGCAUAGAAACGGAGGAUAACUACCCACACCGUUAUUUGCCGGCCCAUAUGAUUUGCAGAUUGAUCUUUCAUCAGUGGGGUUGUAAUAUUCAAGCGCCUCCACAUUUCAAAGGAUCGGAUAUUAAUUUCCCCGACCUGCCGGGUUGUAUUUUGAUUAUUACGAACGGUAUAUGUAAUAUUUGCGCGAAAUAUGUAUCGAUAGGAAUUUUUUUUUCGAUUUUUGUUGGUGGGGGAAAGUCUUCACUUUUGUUGUACAUGAUGUGUGAUUAUUCUUUUAGGCUAUUUAGUUAUUAAUAGCUUGUGGAAAUAGUUGUUUGUCCAAUUUUUUGUUUGGCUUGGGAUCUUCUUCAUUUUAAUAAUUUCUAGUUUAUUA